GCCGACGACGACCGUCGCAGGCAGACUCAUCCACGAUGACGGACGUCUUCACGCUCCUGAGCCUCCCGAAGACCUCCAAGGCGUUCAACGCGCUCCCCGCAGUCGGGGCCAGCGAGCGAGAGGGGUCCGCGUCUCCUCUCCACAAGGUACCCCGUCUGGACCGCGACUCUGACUCUGCUUCUGCAUCUAGGUCGCGCGCCGGGGCAGCGGAUGCGGGUGGGCGUAUUACGAUCAAGAUAUCGGGGACGCCUAUCAAACCGCCGACUGUGACUGGCAGGCCUGGCGACAAGGACUUCGCCCUCGUCACCAGGAGCGUCCGCGCCCUCCUAGACAAGCAGAACAAAGAUGGCUUACCCGUUGCCUAUGAGUACAUAUACAGAGCGUGCCGCUCCGCCGUGGACGUGUACAACCGCGGCGAGGGCCUCUACGAGAACGUCAAGCUCGAGCUGGAGAAGUGUGUCGGCAGCCUGGCGAAGGAGCUCCUGCAGAACACGGCCGGGAAGGUCGAGUGGUUGCUGGAUUUCAACGAGAUUUGCGCUUGGUUCGACAAGCAAACAGCUAUCCUCCAAUCGGUCCUCACGUACCUGGACAGAGUCUACCUUGUCCGGAAGAAGGACAGUCCUAGCAUCAAACGUCUGGUGUUCAAUCUCUUCGCGGAACGCAUAUUUGAGAAUUCCAGCAUAGUGGAGCGCCUGCACGCGGGGAUCAAGGCCUGGCUUGAGUGGGAACGCAAGGAUAGGACUGCACACAAACUACGCCAGCACAUCCCCGCCCUCGUACGGCACCUCUCGAACCAUCGCCAAUACACCCCGAUCUUCGAAGACUUCGUCCUCGACAUCACGAAGACCUACUACGAAGCGGAAUCCACAGAGCGCACCGAGGCUUUACGCGGUGACGCGCGCGAUUUCCUCAAGCACUGCGAGGCACGGUGCAGAGAAGAAGACCAGCGUGCGAAGGCUGUCUUGCCGGAGUCGAGUUUGCAUGAGAUUUUGAAGACCACGGACAAGGCGCUCUUGACUGGCAGGCUGGACUGGCUUGCGAAGGAUGCGCUGGGCCGACUCAUGAACGACAAGGCUGCGCAGAAGCUGGGGAUCAUGUACCGGCUCUUCGCUCGUGUUGAAGGGCAGAAGGUGCUUUGUGCUGCGUUCAAGUUGCACGUUCAGAACACUGUCAAGGAUAUCGUGAAAAACCAGGAGCGCGACGAGGAGAUGGUCCAGAGACUGCUCGACUUCAAGGCGUUCUGCGACAGGCUCUGCACCGAGGCCUUCGUGGACAUCGUCAAGGAAGGUCCUCGCGACACGUCCAAGCCCGCCGCCGCCCCUGCCAAACGUGGCUCCUCGUCCACUUCCACCGAACCCAUCACUAUGAAGGUCCCGAACAAGGACUUCAGCUACGCGGUGAUCGACGCGUUUGCGCUUGGGUUCAAGGCCCGCAGGAACAAGCCUGCGGAGAUGAUCGCGAAGUACCUCGACCGCGCUAUGCGCAAGGGACAGAAGGGCAAGCGCGACGAGGAGUUCCAGGCGGAGCUCGACGCCGCGUUGGGGCUGUAUAGGUUCACGGACGACAAGGAUGUGUUCCGGACGUUCUACCACCGGGCGUUGGCGAAAAGGCUGCUGUUGGAGAGGAGCGCGAGUGAUGAUUUCGAGAAGGCGAUGCUGAAGAGGUUGAAGGAGGAAUAUGACCCGGAGUUCAGCAUGGGCGACCACAUGUUCAACGAUCUUGCGCUGUCGAGGGACCUCAUGCGGGAAUACAACGAGCAGCGUACGAGGCUUGGAUACGGAGAAGCGAUGCAGAAGCUCUCCGUUAUGGUCCUGCAGCGGAGCUUCUGGCCGUUCGCCGCGAGAAAACACGACGUCGAUUUACCACCGACGAUGCAAGAUGAGCUCACCAAAUACAUGACGUUCUACAAGAGCAAGCACUCGGGUCGUAAGCUUGACUGGGACCACGCUCUCGGGACGGCGACGAUCAAGGCGAGGUUCACGAACGGCGGCAAGGAACUGUCGGUCAGUUUGUACCAGGGCAUUGUCUUGCUGCUUUUCAACGAGAGCACGGAGCUGUCGUUCAAGGAGAUUCAAGAGCAGACGCGGAUGGAUGAUGCUGAGCUGCGGCGGACCCUGCAGAGCCUUGCGCUUGGGAAGAAACGCGUGCUACGCAAGGCGCCCAUGGGCAAGGAGGUCGACGACGACGAUGUCUUCCAUUUCAACGCGGACUUUACUGAUCCGCGCUAUCAAGUCCACAUCAACUCCAUUCAGGUGAAGGAGACGGCGGAGGAGAACAGGCGGACGCAGACGGCCAUCGAGGGCGACCGGAAGCAUGCGCUGGAUGCUGCGAUCGUGCGUGUGAUGAAGGCGCGGAAGGAGCUGCACUACGAGCAGCUGAAGGCGGCGACGAUCGACGCAGUGAAGGACCACUUCGUGCCCGAGGUAAGCGUUAUCAAGCAGCGCAUUGCGAGCUUGGUGGAGCAGGAGUACCUGCGGCGGGACGAGGACGACAUGAAUUUGUACAUCUACGUCGCAUAGGCUCACUUUGUCAAGUAGGCUAUGGCCUUGUCGUUGAGACUUACACGGAUUUGGUGUCCUGUGGCGGCGUUCGACCGUGUACGGCGAGGGCACCGUUGCUGCUCGGGUUCGUCUGUGUCUUGACGAUGCAGCAGGGUGGUCUGGAGGGAAGGAAGCAGUGUCGGAGCCGAGGGCAGGUGGUAUUUGGUAGCCGGCGGGGGCUGGAAGGCGCUGGGCGGGACGGGGCAUGUG
This is a messenger RNA of Rhodofomes roseus, 2750 nucleotides long. Its product is annotated as Cullin-domain-containing protein. Gene Ontology annotation, molecular function: ubiquitin protein ligase binding. The record is from RefSeq and is a predicted model, not a curated record. Gene Ontology annotation, cellular component: Cul4-RING E3 ubiquitin ligase complex. The coding region runs from base 36 to 2519 and encodes 827 amino acids. Lineage: Eukaryota; Fungi; Basidiomycota; Agaricomycetes; Polyporales; Fomitopsidaceae. The transcript has 12 exons. Gene Ontology annotation, biological process: DNA damage response; protein ubiquitination; ubiquitin-dependent protein catabolic process.